UUUCAAAACACGACUAUUUGACUGUUCCUGCAGAUCUACACAUAGUUGUAAUGAAGUAUUAAAAACAUAAUUUAAAUAUUAUAUUCAAUAUUUAAUUUAACAUACCUGAUGAAAUAGAAGCAAUUUUUUUCCAAAAUAAUUUGUUUGAUUUUAAUAGAAACUCGCUUAAGAAUACAGUUUAUUUGCCAAAAACGAAAUAAUUAGCAAAAGGACAAAAAAAGCAACGGUACUUUGCUUUAAAAGUAGCGGUAGUAAUAUCCGUUAAAGAACAUUAAUGUUAGAGAGAAUGCUAUAGCCUCUAUGACAUUGCUACUUCUUCGCGUAUGACUGCUUUUUGCGUGGGCGGCCUCCAACACCGCUUAAUUAUGUUUCCUAUAUUUAGGGUAGAAUCUUUCUUUCUAUUUUUUUGUUAGUUUGUAAAAUAUAAUAGUUUGGUAUCACUGAUUAUGGCUGCUUUCGUAAACGCAAUAUGCAAAGCAUACAUGCAUUGCAUACUAUUCGUAAACGCCACUGCAAUAAUUUAGACAAAGUAUUGAAUUCAUAAAUGAAUGACAACCCUAUUUCAUGCGCAUGAGUUGUCAAAAUGUGCAUGACUUUUGUUUUACAUGCAUUGCAGUCAAAAGAAACGGCAAGAGUUGGAAUGGAUGGUUCGCCAAUGAAUGAUAAAAAGUGGACGCAUGAGCGUAAAAAAUUGCUCAUGUCAAUAAGACUUCGCCAUGAAAGUGACUUCACCGCCAAAAUAAAAAAACGCAGCACAAUUUGGCAAACAAUUCGACGGGAAAUUCAAGAAGUGGACAAUACGUUUUCCCCUUCAGUGGAUGAGAUAACGCGCUGCUUCACCAAUAUGUUGGUGAAGUAUAGAAGAAUAAAAAGAAGAAAUGGAACGUCCGGUGAGACUUUUUUGAUGAGAUGGAUGAUGUUUAUGGUACACGCAGCAGUAUAUCUGUACCUGAUAACAUGCUCGAUUAUUCUUUGGAUCAACUAACUUAUGAUUUAUCAUCAAAUGAUACUCCAUCGCCUUAACCUUCUGCACCAUCAUCAGAGUUCACCCAAGUAGUUGGAACUGCCCAAAAACGGAAGAGAAAUGAAAUCAUUGAGUUCUUGGUCUCAGAAUCGAAAAAACAAGCAAAAUUGUUAGAGGCACUGGUGGAGAGUGAGAAGGAAAAAGUAAACAUUGAAAAGGAAAAAGUGCAGGAACUAAGAUCCAUACGAAAUUUAUAUGAGAAAAUAUUAGAACGUAAUCUUAAUACCUAAUUUUUUAGUGACUUAAUUUAAGUUUUUUUUUUUAAAUAUGCAAUGAAUUUUUAA
This is a messenger RNA of Bactrocera tryoni, 1308 nucleotides long. RefSeq lists its product as uncharacterized. Bases 584 to 985 code for a protein of 133 amino acids. The transcript has 2 exons. NCBI's taxonomy places the organism in Eukaryota, Metazoa, Arthropoda, Insecta, Diptera, Tephritidae. The record is from RefSeq and is a predicted model, not a curated record.